Penicillium coprophilum is the source of this 888-nucleotide messenger RNA. Its product is annotated as aminoglycoside phosphotransferase family protein. The record is from RefSeq and is a predicted model, not a curated record. Lineage: Eukaryota; Fungi; Ascomycota; Eurotiomycetes; Eurotiales; Aspergillaceae. Bases 1 to 888 code for a protein of 295 amino acids. The transcript has a single exon.
AUGUCAUCAUCGGAAGAUCCCUGCCCCGCAUGCAAAUGGACGCCAGAUCAGCAAAGACGCUGCAGCUACGAGAGUAGUGUACGCCUCUUCUACGGAGCCAGCUCCCGGGGAUACUGGUCCCUCGGCUCAAAAUUUCUUCUCAAGGAGCGCGAGAAAGAUCCUCCUAGUUAUGAGGUCAUCAACACCCACUUCAUCAAAGAGAAUACCACCAUCCCCGUCCACACUACCAUACAGGAGUGGACCGAAGGCGAGAAGUAUUUCCAGAUCGUCGAGCGGGUGCCUGGGGUACCGUUAGAGGAGAUCUGGUCGUCAAUUCCCCAACCCGACCGGGAGAAACUCGCUCGUCAGACUACGGAGUAUCUGGGCCAGCUCCGCUCUUUCCACUCGGCUAAGAUGGAAAGUGUUCACGGCCAGCCGAUUUCUUGUGCUCAUCUCUUUAGAGGGGACUACGGGGCUAAACAUGGUCCACUGAGCACGGCUGACGAGCUGUGGGAUGUUUUAGCGAAAUCUUUGAGCGACAAGGUGCCGGAAGUUGUUAGAUCGCGGCUCCGUGAUAGCAUGCCUUCUCCGCAUCCGUGGACUUUUACCCAUGGGGAUUUAACAAGUUGCAAUAUUAUCGUGGACCCAACCAGCUUUGAGUUGAGAGCUCUGAUUGAUUGGGAGGGUUCGGGCUACUUUCCUGUGUGGUGGGAGUUUACAGCGGCGGGCUUCGGGUUUGGAGACGAAGAUCUGGAGUGGAAGCGUCUGCUACUUGGAAACCUGGCCAAUCAUAAGGAGGCUCGCACGUGGUUUCUAGAGUUCAAGUCUUUUGCGUCACGUUCGAAGGAUUCGGAGACGCGGUUGAAGGUGCUCAAGGAAUGUGGCAUUGAGGAAGACAUAGAUAUCUAG